Macrobrachium nipponense is the source of this 2116-nucleotide messenger RNA. RefSeq names its product carboxypeptidase A4-like. Bases 1 to 1938 code for a protein of 645 amino acids. The transcript is spliced from 18 exons. Gene Ontology annotation, biological process: proteolysis. Gene Ontology annotation, molecular function: zinc ion binding; metallocarboxypeptidase activity. NCBI's taxonomy places the organism in Eukaryota, Metazoa, Arthropoda, Malacostraca, Decapoda, Palaemonidae. The record is from RefSeq and is a predicted model, not a curated record.
AUGUUGACAACUCCAGGAGGGAGUGUCCAGGUACCAGUCAAGUUAUUACGUGAUACUAAGAGCAACCAUAGUGUGGUAGUACAUGGUGCUCAACCUCAGUUGGAAAACAGUCUCACAGGAGAUUCAGAUAUUUCAAAGGUGCGGAACAAGAAGAAAUUUCCUAAAAAGGAGAACCUGCUGUUCUUUAAGAGACACAGGAAUUUAAACGGGCUCAAUGGAUGUGAUCCAACCCUCGAUCCCUUGAGUCAAUUGGUUGGUUCUAGGUCUGGCCCUACAACUGUACUUGCACCUGCACCUGUAGUCAUGUUGUUAGAGUUUCUGCAGUUACCUCUCUCUUGCAAAAGCUACCUGCCAGGAUUUGCAUCCCACAAGGAAUAUGAGAUAAUAGAACAGUCGUCUAGGAUCAAAACAAGAGAACAAGGGACCAUUGGUCAUCACUUGGUACAUAUAGAGGAGAUGAUUACCCACACUUUGCCACUGUUAGCUAUUGAGUUGAUUGAGAGGCGUGUGGGUGUUGAACAGGCGGAGUCACUUCCCACUGCUUGCACCGCCUUCAGAAAGACCUAUAGUGAAAUUAUAGCCAGUGAAUGGCAAGGGCCUUCUAACCUGCAGGUGCCGAGUGUAGACUUCACCGCAUCGUCUCUUACAGCUGCUAAGAUGGGUCGUUCAUGCAGAGGAAGUUCAGUCGCGCAUCUGAAGCUUUUGAUUCCUCUGAUGCUCUUUGUUGGCAUUUCUGAGGGAUCACCACUGGAUUAUGGGAGAUGGAAAGUCUUAGCUGUCAAUCUUGAGCAAGUGAGCGGAGACGCUUAUCCUCCCACCCUGAGCAAACUUGAGGAAAUGGAAGCAGAGGGAUACUUGGUGGUCCUGUCUGCAUCAAAGAUCAAAGGUAUUGCUGAGGUAGCUGUAUCAUCUGAAGCUUUAAAAGAUCUUACUAAAAGGCAGGAUGAUGGAUUAAUAACCUUUGAUUUAAUAUGUAAUAAUCUUCGUAGGGCAUUAGAUUUGGAGAAGCGUGGUGCAGGGAAAGCCCUUCCUCGGGCUCCAGUUACAUUCACCUCUUACAUGAGUUUUAGCCAAAUUUCCAGUUACUUGGAUGGCUUACAAGCCCAGUACCCCAACAAAAUCCGAGUGGAUAAACCUGGAAGGACUGUUGAAAACCGGGCUGUUUACCGUGUUCGGAUGACUAAUAAUAUCACAGAUAACGUGCAGAAGAAAGUUGUCCUUAUUGAUGGAGGUAUACAUGCUCGUGAAUGGGUUAGCCCAGCUGCUGCCUUGUAUAUCAUCGAAACACUUAUCGCUAAUAGUGGGCUAACAGAAUCUAUUGAAUGGCAGAUUAUGCCCGUGCUUAAUCCUGAUGGAUAUGUUUACAGUUGGAGCAGAAAUCGUUUGUGGCGCAAGAACAGGUCAAGGUCUUCCUCUUCCACUUGUAUUGGCGUUGACCUUAACAGAAAUUUUGGAUAUCAAUGGGGAGGACUUGGGACGAGUAGUGAUCCAUGCAGUGAUAUCUACAAGGGAACAUCAGCAUUUACCGAAGCAGAAAGCAAGACUCUAAGAGAUGUUAUGUUGCCCCUGAAUGGCAAAUUAAAGGCUUACCUGUCUCUACACUCAUAUGGACAAUACAUACUUUACCCAUGGAGUUACUCAACUCAAGCCACGCCGCACCCUCUAUCAGCAAGCAUGGAUGCUGCUGCUCAAGCAAUGGCCGGACAAAUUCAAAACGCAAGUCAAGCGGUGUACAUUGCUGGCAACUCUGCUGUAACACUCUAUUCUGCAGCUGGAACAUCUGUUGACUGGGCCUCGUAUGCAAUGAAUCUUACUUAUGCAUACACACUUGAGCUGAGAGACACUGGGUCGUAUGGAUUUACCCUACCUGCAUCUCAGAUAUUGCCUACUGUACAAGAUGCCUGGGAGGCUGUAAAGGUUUUGGCUACAGUGGUCUGAAUGAAGUAACAGAAAGAGUCAACAAACGAAAGUUCCUCCAAUGAAAAUGAGAGACAAGGAGCUAUGAUUUGCAACGUAGAUUAUACAGUUAAGUCUAGCGAAAAUUGCUAAUGUCAUUGAAAUGUUCAUGAUUAAACAAAUAUUGUAUUAGUAAUUAAUAAUAACUUUUAAAUCAUUA